Messenger RNA from Tuber melanosporum (Perigord truffle), 985 nucleotides. RefSeq lists its product as uncharacterized. Bases 182 to 784 code for a protein of 200 amino acids. Gene Ontology annotation, cellular component: cytoplasm; microtubule cytoskeleton. Gene Ontology annotation, molecular function: GTPase activity; GTP binding. Gene Ontology annotation, biological process: protein folding. NCBI's taxonomy places the organism in Eukaryota, Fungi, Ascomycota, Pezizomycetes, Pezizales, Tuberaceae. The transcript is spliced from 5 exons. The record is from RefSeq and is a predicted model, not a curated record.
GAAAACAAGCAAAGCCAGACCUCCUUCUCGAUUUCGCUCCCCCUUUCCCAAUACCGUACUACACGAUAAACGGGUUUCUCACAAUUCAGCUGAGCGCCACCAGCACGACGACCGCAGCAAACGUUAAACCCUAGGAAGGGAAAAGAAAAUAAUACAAAAAACAAAAACAAAAAAAAGCAAGAUGCUCGCAAUAUUACGGAAAUCACGACUGAAGGAUCAGGAGAUGCGCGUGUUAAUGCUGGGACUUGACAAUGCCGGAAAAACCACCAUCGUCAAGCACGUCAUGGGCGAGGAUGUGAGGACUGUGAGUCCCACGUUGGGAUUCAUUAUCAAGACAAUCGAUUACAAAGGGUACGUACAGAGUGGCAUGUGGGAUGUGGGCGGCCAAAAAACCCUCCGCAGUUACUGGAGAAAUUAUUUUGAAAAGACCGACUCUCUCAUCUGGGUCGUUGAUGCAACCGACCGGUUCAGACUCGGCGAUUGUAGGACAGAGCUUCAUGGACUUCUCCAGGAGGAGAGGCUCCUCGGCGCUUCACUUCUGGUGUUCGCUAAUAAAACCGAUGUCAGCGGUUGUAUGGCAGAACCCGAAAUCACCCAGGGCCUCAACCUCAACGAUAUAAAAACGCAUAAAUGGGCCAUCUUCUCCUGCAGCGCGAUCACUGGGAAGAACAUCUCGGAAGGCCUCGACUGGGUCGUCGGCGAUGCGCAGGAAAGAUUAUUCCUGUAUAACGGGCUGGGCGGUGACCUCGCUACUGCUAAUACUGUGAAGGGACAGUUGAACUAGUCCAGCUAGCUAGCCCCGGGAACACAGUAAAAUGGAUGGCUGUGGUCGUGUUAUGUCUGGGGCGGUGGAGACUCCGAACGUUGUGGUGCCGUAAUGAGGGCAGUGGUGAUGAUGAUGCCCCUUUCACAUACCUCAUCUAGAGUAUUAUACCACGCAUUCAAUUUCACUAUUUAUGCUAGGCUAAAAUGAACUAUAAUAUCA